AUGGCUCUCAGUUUGUUUCUCCUAACAUUGGCAUUUACUCAAGCCAUCAACGGCAUACAUCAUGCAGGCUCUUCGACGGGAAUACAACAACUCCUGAACGAUUCUGAAUCAACGGUGGGUGGAAUACCGUUCGCAACAAGGGCAUACUGGAUGCGCAAAGCCAACAAAGCACUCCCCGAUCUGGGCUCGCCUUGUCCCUGGGCUGCCUUUGGAUCUGUCGUUACCAAGGAGAGACGUGGUAGAGUGAACAAGACAUGGGAAAUCGCGGCCAUUACGAACUGCACCGACAUUCUAACGAACAAGCAUGGCCGCUUCAAAUUGACAUCCCUCGAAGCGCUGGAGGCGUUCAAGGAGUUUACUCUGUAUACCAAUGCCGAAAGCUGUCCAAUGUGCGCUGCUGCCAUCCGUUGGGCAGGGUUUAAAGAAUACGUCUAUGGAACAUCGAUGGAAACGUUGAUCCGAAUGGGAUGGCCCCAGAUUCGCAUUUCAUCGCGGGGGGUUUUUGAGCACUCGACUGGCCUACCUUCGUCGUCAAAUAUCAUCGGAGGAAUUCUGAUGAACGAGACUGAUACAUAUUUUUGCAUGGCAGUUUGA
Molecule: messenger RNA, 594 nt
Organism: Histoplasma capsulatum G186AR
Lineage: Eukaryota; Fungi; Ascomycota; Eurotiomycetes; Onygenales; Ajellomycetaceae
Exons: 4
Coding region: 1-594 (197 amino acids)
Biological process (GO): purine nucleoside catabolic process
Molecular function (GO): guanosine deaminase activity
Source: RefSeq, a predicted model, not a curated record